AUGUUCCAUAUUGAUCACGAGAUUCAUGGUUUUGCUUCCGUGGGCAUGCGUGUAUAUCUUGAGGGUGUCGUAAUUGACAUUUCUGUACGCCCUCAGUGCACCGGUGGUGUUGAUCGUGUUAAUGAUCAUGUCAAAGAGCUGUCUUGGCGUGGUAUUGACCAGAUCCACGUGUGGAAACACAUGGUUUUUGACGUUUCUGUACGGAAAAGACUUGAUGAUUCGAACAGUGAGCACGGAGUCGGUCACUAA
Ogataea philodendri is the source of this 249-nucleotide messenger RNA. RefSeq lists its product as uncharacterized. Lineage: Eukaryota; Fungi; Ascomycota; Pichiomycetes; Pichiales; Pichiaceae. The record is from RefSeq and is a predicted model, not a curated record. Bases 1 to 249 code for a protein of 82 amino acids. The transcript has a single exon.